Tuber melanosporum (Perigord truffle) is the source of this 2349-nucleotide messenger RNA. RefSeq lists its product as uncharacterized. The record is from RefSeq and is a predicted model, not a curated record. The transcript has 2 exons. Lineage: Eukaryota; Fungi; Ascomycota; Pezizomycetes; Pezizales; Tuberaceae. The coding region runs from base 1035 to 1925 and encodes 296 amino acids.
GCACCACGGCGGCAUCUUACCCCUUUAAGUGGAACUUUCUACGGUAGCGUGGUCUCACGAACAAGUGUCCUCGGGAUACAUGCGGUAGCUGAGGCGAAGCGAGAACGACACCAGAGAGAGAGAGGGGAAAGGACAGGAGUGCGGUGGACUCGAGUUUGCCUUUUGAAAAGGGGAAUCGAGAGAGGAGAGAACAAGGCAAAUCGCGAGUGCAAAACUUGACUCGACCAACGUUAUCAUAAUUAAUAGAGCUGGCGAGGCUUUGGACCUUGACUACAUAUUGCCAGUACUCCGUACACCGCCCUUCAAAACCCUACCGGUAUCCAAUAACCUACAACCGGAAGCUUCCUUUCUAUUACUGCAGCGAAGAGAGCAAGCAAAUACAGCUGAGCUCUUUCGUCAUUUUGCCACUCUUCCCUUUCUUCCCUUCUCUCCUUCUCCGUAACUCGCCGCAGCAGCAAUAACGACGGCAGCAACCCUAUUUUACUUUUUUUUUUCUUUCUUGUCCGCUCCUGCUUCUCGGAACGACUAGAUACGUUACGAUCCGGUAGAUACCUCGGUCGGCAUCACUGGUAUCCCUUACCCAGCUACAUAUCAUACAUGCAUACAUACCUACAUUCAUCCAUUCAUCCAUUCAUACAUACAUCCAUCCAUCUGUCCAUCCAUACUUACAUACCUACAUACCUUACCGACGACGACGAGAUUUUUGCUCCUUUCCUUCAUUCUUGACGCACACACGCUUCCACGUCUGGCGAACGGGAGGAAAACGGUCCACUCAAGCAAGGCGAGGGGUCGCACACGCAGAAAAUUGAAAACUGCACCGCAAAUCAAUCACACAACCAGGCCUAAGGUCCUAAUCGAGUAGGUUUUGCGGUACCGUGCAUCCCCCAAUCCAACCGAACCCAUCCACCAACCGCCGUCAUCACGAGGGAAAAGAAGGUGUGUGUGUGUGUCUCUGUGUGUGUGGGAAAAACUUGAGAAUCUAUCCAUCCAUCCACAUUCUAUUGAUUAAAAUUUUUUUUUUUUUAACUCAAGCCAUGCCACACUCUACAUUCCAUACCUCCUCCCCCUCCGAGGUAGUGUCUACUACCCAAGAGGGUUUAACCAUCGCUUCUUCCACCCCAUCAACUUCGCCGACACAAACACACGCACAAGCACAAGCACAAGGAGUCGUCGCAACACCAGUAGCAAUAGGAAUCUCGCAUCAACACCCACACCUCCUCCAUCUACACUCACACCACCACCAUCAAAACAUCCACACGAGCAAACAAGUCAAGAAACGUCUCCACAUGCGGUCGAAAUCCACCUCCACCACUACCACUACCACCCUCUCCUCGCACUCCUCAUUCUCCUCCCCAUUCUAUCACCACCACCACCAAAAUAACCCACAAACAUCAACAACACCUCGCAUCUUCGCCUCCCCGCUCCUGAGGAGUUCCUCCCUGCCCCUCGCGCCAGGGAACUCCUCUUCACCACCAACAACCCCCCGGACACUCUGGAUGCGCGCGUACCCGCCUCCAUCCCCGAUCCGAACCUCGACACCCUCCCCCCCACCCCCCUCCCUAGUUAACGAACCAUUCGUCUCUUCCUCCUCGUCAUCGAUAACCUCUUCCUCCUCCCCAUCAACGCCCACAAGCCUCCGCUCGCGCAGCCCAUCCAUUUCAUCACUAGAGACGAUACCCGACUCCCCGGAUGCGGAGGAGGAAGAGGAAAAGGCCGUCGAAGCGUUGAAGGAGGAGUGGGACUCGCGCAGGCGGAACACACCUAGUCGGAGUGCUAGCGCGGACAAGCGCAAAAGGUGGAGCGUGUGCGGAGCGGAGAAGAGGAGCGACCUGGAGCUGGAGACGAUAUGGGAAGAGGCCAGCUUCGGCGUGGAGAUUGUGGGUAGGGGCUCUUGUGAUGGGAUGGGUGAAGGGGAGAUGAUUUGAUUUCAACCCCCUCUUUUUUUCUUUUUUUUUUCCCCCCCUUCUUUCUUUCUUAUUUUUUGGCUUUAUUGUUUGGGAGCGAGCAAGCGGGGAAGUUGGAAUAAUGGCGUUGUAAUUUUCAUCUUUCGGGCACUCUAUACCCCCCUCCCCCACUCAUCAUCAACAUUCACAUCACUUGUGUUCUUACCCCCUCCCUUGCAUACAGACAUAAGCAUCAUACCAAAUCCUUUUCAUUGUCAUCAUUUCUUUUUGUCACCUUUUUACUACUACUACUUUAAUCCUAGGUGAAUGAAGGACGAAGCGAUGGGCAUUUAUAGAAUGGAACAAAAAAACAAUGGAAAUGAAGGUCAUGUAUUUUUACGAUGAGAAAAUUGUCGGAUUAGUUAGAUUCGUAGUGGGGAAAUUGAAACGAACAAAUUUUAAAAAA